Penicillium longicatenatum is the source of this 1902-nucleotide messenger RNA. Its product is annotated as putative ABC transporter. Gene Ontology annotation, cellular component: membrane. The transcript has 8 exons. NCBI's taxonomy places the organism in Eukaryota, Fungi, Ascomycota, Eurotiomycetes, Eurotiales, Aspergillaceae. Gene Ontology annotation, molecular function: ABC-type transporter activity; ATP hydrolysis activity; ATP binding. The record is from RefSeq and is a predicted model, not a curated record. The coding region runs from base 1 to 1902 and encodes 633 amino acids.
AUGGAUAACGGUGCUUCGGAUUCAAAUGCGGGCUCCCCAGAUCUGGACUUGGAGCGCAAUGAGACCAGCCACUUCUUGAUGAAUGGGUCUGUGUCGCGGUUUUCGUGGAGUGGACUCAAUGUUACUGUCAAGGAUCGGCAGACGAAGAGACCGCGUGAUUUGAUUCAUGAUAUCAGUGGUGAUGUGCGACAGGGGGAGCUGGUAGCUUUGAUGGGUCCUUCGGGGUGUGGGAAGACAACAUUGCUAAAUGUGCUGGCGAGGAGACCUGCUACUUCCGGUGCGAAAGUGACUGGAGAGACCUAUGUUAAUGGAGCCACGGUCGAGUCGGGUGCGUUUGGUCGUAUGACUUCGUAUGUUGAGCAGGAGGAUGCGUUGAUCGGGUCGAUGACUGUGCGGGAGACACUGAAGUUCGCGGCCGAUCUGUCGUUGCCUAGCUCUGUGUCGAAGCGUCAACGGAUGGAACGGAUUCGGACUCUCCUCGAGGCAUUUGGAAUCCAGAAGCAGGCAGACUCGCUUAUUGGGACUCCGAUUCGGAAGGGGAUCAGUGGAGGUCAGAAGCGGCGUGUCAGCGUGGCAAGCCAGUUGAUCACUUGUCCCAAGAUUUUGUUUUUGGAUGAGCCGACCAGUGGCUUGGACUCGACUGCGAGUUACGAGGUCAUUUCGUAUGUGAAGCAGCUGGCGAGGGAAAGCAAUAUCAUCAUCAUCGCUAGUAUUCACCAACCCUCGACGACGACGUUCCAGCUAUUUGAUAAGCUACUUCUCCUUUCAGCCGGACAGACAUGUUUCUUCGGUCCCGUUGCAAAUGUCGGAGAGUACUUCCGAGACAUUGGGCAUCCCAUCCCGGCCAAUACCAACCCGGCAGAGUUUCUUCUCGAUAUCGUGAGCUCGGACUUUAGUGCCUUGACUGAUGAUGCGGAUGCUCGAGUACAGCAGAUCCAAUCUGCUUGGAAGGAGUCUACAGAUGCACAGGCUGUGACCCAGAAAAUAAACGAGAGGUUGCGCAUGGCGGAGAAAGAAAUGGCAGUCGUCGUGGAUGAGUUAGCUCGGGCGGGAACUAUCAAAAUCAUCACGGCUCUCCUUCAUCGGUCAUUCAUCAAAAGCUACCGCGAUGUGGUUGCCUAUGGAAUUCGCAUUGUUAUGUACCUUGGUCUUGCGAUCAUGAUGGGGACGGUGUGGCUACGCUUACAUCCAUCUCAGGAUUAUAUCCAGCCGUUCAUCAAUGCAAUUUUCUUCGGAUCAGCCUUCAUGUCCUUCAUGGCCGUGGCAUAUGUCCCAGCCUUCCUCGAAGACCGAGCAACGUUCGCCAAAGAACGAGCCAACGGGCUCUACGGCGCAACGCCAUUCAUGAUCUCGAAUUUCCUCAUUGGACUACCUUUCCUGUUCCUGAUCGCAAUUCUAUUUUCGAUUAUAUCAUACUGGCUCUCAAACUUCCAACCCACGGCCCAAGCCUUCUUCACCUGGGUAAUGUGGCUCUUCCUGGAUCUCCUCGCCGCCGAGUCCCUAGUCGUCUUUGUCACUGCGAUCUUCCCAAACUUCGUCAUUUCCCUCGCGCUAGUUGCCUUCGCAAACGGACUCUGGAUGAGUGUGGGCGGGUUCUUGGUAACUCCGACGAUCCUCAAUCCUUUCUGGAAAUACGUGUUCCACUACAUCGACUAUCAAGCAUAUGUAUUCGAAGGGAUGAUGGUUAAUGAGUUUUCUGAGCGGAUUUAUUCGUGUGGUGAUGGGUGCCGGUGUCUGUAUGACACGGACUUGGCAUCGCAGUGCCAGAUUCGUGGGACUGCCGUGUUGGAGACUUAUGGGUAUGCGACUGGUCGGACAGGCAAAUGGGUUGGUAUUCUCAUUGGAAUCAUUGCUGUGUAUAGGUUGUUUGGCUGGAUCGCUCUGCAACUGCGCAGGAAUUGA